Molecule: messenger RNA, 802 nt
Organism: Malania oleifera
Lineage: Eukaryota; Viridiplantae; Streptophyta; Magnoliopsida; Santalales; Ximeniaceae
Exons: 3
Coding region: 211-606 (131 amino acids)
Source: RefSeq, a predicted model, not a curated record
GAGAGAGACUUCCCAAUAAAGAAAACAAAAACUGCCUCCUAAUUUUUAUGUGUCGCCGCAAAUGGGGCGGGCUGGCUGGCUGGCCGUCAUUGCUGACCGCUUCUUUCCCCUUUUCCACACACGCGGGCUCCCCCAUUUUUCGGGGUCUGUCCCAAUUUCAUUUGCGCCUCUAACUCCCGUUUCUACGCUAUAAUAUAUAGAUCCAGGAAGAUGGGAGGGUUUGCAUUUGUAUUGUUCUGCUUUUCUCCCUCUUGUGCGUUUUUGAGAGAAGGGGCUGUUUCUCGAGUCUCGCGUUUUCUCGGCGUGGUCUCUUCUCUCUUCUCUUGCACUUCUAAAAUGGCUGCCUCCAGAUGGAUCAGGCCUGAGGUAUAUCCUCUUUUUGCAGCUACUGGUGUAGCUGUUGGAAUUUGUGGCAUGCAACUUAUUCGAAAUAUCUGCACCAACCCUGAAGUGAGGGUUACCAAAGAGAACAGAACAGCAGGAGUGCUUGAGAACUUUGCAGAGGGUGAAAGAUAUGCAGAGCAUGGUCUGCGGAAGUAUGUUCGAAACAAGACCCCUCAGAUCAUGCCAUCCCUCAACAAUUUUUUCUCUGAUCCGAAAAUGUAAAACAAUUUCUGAGGUUUUUGUGCACCAUGUGAGGGGAUUGGCCAUUGCACGUACCAUUUGGCCACUGGAUCAGGUGUAAGGAAAGUGUAGGACCAGAUGUUUUUUGGAGGGAUAUUACAUUUAUUUCAUUUUGCAAGUUGCUGGUUAAUGUAUGAUUCUAACCUUAUCAAAUAAUAAAGUUAACAUUUUGCAAAUA